This is a messenger RNA of Rotaria sp. Silwood1, 1846 nucleotides long. NCBI's taxonomy places the organism in Eukaryota, Metazoa, Rotifera, Eurotatoria, Philodinida, Philodinidae. The record is from the annotation of a GenBank genome assembly.
AUGGACUCUGUUCAAAAUUUAAUCAAGAACCUUUUUCCACAUAAUACUAUAAGUUAUCAUAUAAAUGACUUAACUAAUGAACCAUCUGAUCGAAAUAAUAUAACAAAUGAUAUUUGUAUAAGUAUAGAAAAAGAAAAUAAAUCUCGACAAUUUUGUCGUCUUACCAUUGAACAACUAAUAACACUAUUUGAACAUUGUCCUGUAUCCGAUCGAACUUUAUAUGAAGUUAUUUCUCUGUGGAAGGUUGUCAAAACAUAUAUUGAUUAUGAGUACUUCAUCGACAAAAAUCUUGAUAUAGAAAAUCAUUACAUUGGUCCUAUAUCUUGUCUUAAAAUACUUUACUAUUUUCUAAAUAUUCCAAAUGACACUAUUGAUACAAUCGAAAUCUAUACACAAAAGAUUUUAAAACAAUUUCUAGUUUUACAAGCAUCAACAAACGAAAAGAUAUCGUAUCAUUUUAUACAUUCGAAACCAUCACUUGUAUUUGAAAAUGUAUCAACUCUUGGUAUUUUUCUGAAAGCUAUUAUUCAUUUUCUCCUAUUCUCAAUUAUUCAACAUAAAUGUACAAUGUUUAAUAUCAAUUCACCACCAGAACCCUGUACGAUAUCAAAUUUAAUUCAAAUCUUAGCUCCAUAUGUCAGUAUACUACGAAAACAUUGUACUUCAUGUACAAUAUCGAUUCCUUAUGUUUCAAUUGCUGAUAUUUCAUAUUUGCUUGUACGAAGUGCAGCAGAUAAAUGGACUACAGCGAUUGAUAUAAAUGUUUAUUCAAAAAACCAACAAUUUCAUUUAUUUAAUAGUGUAAAAUACGGAAAAAACAAUUCCCUUAUUCCCUCAAUUACAUUUCCUUUUGCUUCUUCGUUACAAUAUUCAUCCAGUGAUAUUCUUAAAUAAAUGCGGAAACUUCGGAUUUAAAUCCGAGAGUUAUGUGUACUUCAAAAAGUGAAUCAUACAAAUCAAUCAUCCUAGACUGUCUGAAUAUCAAAAUUAUACUGUGAAAUCUACCAUUUAAAAUGUUGAUUUCUAUUGCGCGUUGCCAAACCAAUAGGACAUGGGACCGAAUACAGCUCAAGUUUGAACUCUUUCCCUUGAUUUACCCUAAGAAAGUCGUUUUUCCUAUAACUUCAUUUCUAUUGGUCACUGCACAACUAAUAGUAUUUCGAUGGAAGUGCAGUACACAUUCGAGUUCUCCAUAUCUGAAAACCUCGAAGUAUCAUCAGUGUGACCGGAAGAUAAAGCUCUAUUUGUGGAUCAAUUAGAUCGUACACCAAAAUAUAACCUAGUUCUCUUUAAUUAUCCUUGUCAUUGGUAAGUCAACCUUCUUGUUUCUUUAUGUUUUAUAUAUCAUUUUGUAGUUCUUGAAAUUCUCUAUCGAAUGGUAUAUAAUAGUUGGGGUUUUAAUUGACUAUGAUAGGAAAAGUCUUACGAAAGUCGCGAUGGGUCCUUUUUUCCACAGAAAGCUAUAGGGAAAAAUGGAUAUUUUUGCAAUAACUCAGGAACGGCUCGGCCGGUUCUUCUCAUCUUCGAACUCGACCGAGAUAUUGCCAAGACUAAGGCGUGUAGAAAGUUUCAUCGCAAUCUGACCCUGCUGUCAAAAGUUAUCAUGUAAACAGCCAACCAGACGGACGGACACACUGACUAUUCUAUAGUGGACUCACUUUUUGAGUACACAAAACUAUGAUUCGGUUCAAAACUAAUAUCAGAUUCAGAAUCAGCGUUAAAAACUGAGUCGAUUUAUGUAUUUUGUGAAUAAUUAUGAGCAAAAAAUUUUUUUUCGAAAAAUCCCCGUACCCCCCCCCCUCAGGGAUGGUCUGGUCAAAAAUCACAAUUUUUUCGAUAACUCAGC